This is a messenger RNA of Neolamprologus brichardi, 6445 nucleotides long. RefSeq names its product ALF transcription elongation factor 1 (gene aff1). NCBI's taxonomy places the organism in Eukaryota, Metazoa, Chordata, Actinopteri, Cichliformes, Cichlidae. Gene Ontology annotation, cellular component: super elongation complex; nucleus. The record is from RefSeq and is a predicted model, not a curated record. Gene Ontology annotation, biological process: regulation of gene expression.
CAGAGUGGACAGCCCAAACACGUAGUGGCAGCAGACAACUAUCAAACAACGUCGUCCUGACAGUUUUUAAACUAACAACCCACCUUCGCCGGUAAACAAUGUGACCAAGUGAGAAGAAGACCUCGGCGAGGACUGUGAGAGACGCAUGACAACCAACUUUGGUUGUUGUGAGACGCACCAUGACAUCUCAGCCGAGUGCACACGAUGGAGAGAGGCACCUCCUUCGCCUCCGAGCAUGGCAACAGAGGGUCCAAGAAGCCAGCCAAACCCAAGAACCUAAGCCUGAGAAUGUACCCCUUUUUGGGGAGCCAUACAAGACAAACAAAGGAGAUGAACUUUCCAAUCGAAUCCAGAGGAUGCUGGGCAAUUAUGAAGAUGUGGAUACUCCCUCACCACUUUCCAUUGAGACGAUACCCACUCCCGCUUAUGCAAACCUCUCACAGUCAGAUCAGGGUCAGUUAAACACAGAUAAAUCAACCAAACCUCCAAUUCAGAACCAGGUCCUUUCCAUGUCCACACAAAGCCAGAAGGAGCCUUCUAGUAACUCCUUGCACCCCAUGAGAGGAGUUACUACCACUUCCCCGACUCACCAUGGACAUUCAUCCACUUUCUCAAAGCCACCUUUAAACCACAGUCAGGGCAGUCAGCUUAACCACUCAGCACAUCCUCAACAACAACAAAAGAAGAACGAAGUCUUCUCAGACCUCAGGGACCGUGCCAGUCUUUACCACAAAAUGUCUGAUCAGUCUGACGAUGUUAAGCCGCUACCCUUCGUACAUUCCAGUGACCAUAAUCACAUGGACAUGGACACUAAGGACACUGUUGAUGAAUAUCAAGGGUCCACAGACCAUGCCUCUGAGUCUUCCAGCAAUGUAGAUGUUUCCACAUUGAAAAUUAAACAAUCCCCUAAGGAUGUAUCACUGCCUGAAGCUAACAAAACUAACGCACUACCCUCCCAGACUUUUCCUCUCCUGUUGUCAUCUAAGCAGCCCAGUGUGGUCAUGACCCAGAAGCCAACAGCAUACGUACGGCCCAUGGAUGGGCAGGACCAGUUGGUCACAGAGUCACCUGAGCUCAAGCCUUCACCAGAACCAUAUGCACCACUGCCAGAGUUGAUAGGCAAGUCUGACCUGGGUAAAACAAAGAAAGCGCCACAAUUUUUGGAGACAAAGACAGAUGAAGCUCAAUGUGUAGAGGACAUCUUAAGGGAAAUGGCUCAUGCUUGGCCACCUCUCCUAAAAACUAUAUGCACACCAAGCACAGAUGAGCCCCCCAAGUCCCCUUUCCUAGCCAAGGAAGCAAAGCAUGCCUCUUCAUGUCCAGGACAGAGAAACCAUGACUCCUUACCUCCUGAGUCAUCUCAUCCCAGCCAACAGAUGUCCUCAUCUUCAUUUGAAGGGGCACAUUCCAGCGGGGUAGAGUCUAUGAGCUCCAGUGAAUCGGAGAGUAGCUCGGGAUCAGAUUCGGAGACUGAAAACUCUACUGUGGAGCCACCUCAGCCUCCAGCUGGCACCUCAGUUAAAACUGCGGCUGACGCCCCAGCAGUGAGCCAUGAGGACUGGCAGUUGGGAAACUGGAUCAGGUCCAGCCAACCAAAUUCUGGCAGUGAAAGUCAAAGCGCGGUACUUGUUCCUGAGAACACCUCUCAUAAAGAACAACAGUUCACUCAAGACUUCAAACACUCCAGCGUUCAAGUGGUUGACUCUACUGGGGAGUCUCAGCCUCAGCUUUCUUCUCACCACACAGACAGCACCGCCAUUUCUCAGCAAAGCAGUGAAAGCUCUCAGGACAACUGUUGUCUGCAAAGUCGCCAAAAAUCUCUCUCUGCUAAUGUGAACAGCUCAAAGAAAUUCUCAAAAUCAGUGAAAGGAGGUUGUCCAGACCGCACUGAUGCAGCAACCCCUGUGAAAUGUGAGGAAGCGGUAACAGCUCAAACAAAAUACCCAUGUUUCACAGAUAGACCCAAGGUAAAGACGAAAGUAGGACACUGCAAAAAAAGUAAGGAAGGCAGUAAUGGUAAAAGAGACAUUAAAAGGACUAAACUCAAUUCACAGCAUUUUCCUAACUCCUGCCCCGCCCAAAGCCCUGUUCAGCCUGCCCCACUAGUCAGCAUCAGUUGUAGCAAAUCCAACGCAGAGACCAUCUGCCAGACGGGCACCAAGAUGCCUCACAAAACGACCCACAAGCACUUAGAGAAGCCUGGGCGUAUUGCCAAGGCUUCUCUGGACCUCGAGAGGACUCCCAGAUCCCUAAUGGUGAAGAUAGAGCUAAGUCUGCUCUCAAGAGUGCCCCAGACCUCUGGCAUUCACCAAGGAAUUCCCAGCACUGCAAAACAAUGUGCACCGGUCAUGGAUCCAGAUAAAGUAGGCGGUGGUACUUCUGCAACACACAGCCACACUAAAACCAGCAGGAAGAGUAAACCACAAAAUGCUGAGGUAGACAAAGGUCUUCCCAGGAAGAAACAGAAGCUGGAAAACAAGAACGCUUCAUUGACAAAAGUUUCUGUGAAACUGAAAUGUUCAAGCAGUCUAGCAGAGGCGCAGCAGUGGAAGAAGGCCAAGAAAGAUUGUCAGCCCCCUGAACCAUCUGAAGAUGCUGCUAAAAAGUCAAAGCUUCACAAGAGCCAGGUGAAAACACAAGAAUCGAGUAAGAAAACAGAAAAGAAAAAGGUGUCUCAUAAACACAAGAAGAGCAAUGGAAAAUCCACAGAGCACCCAAAGUCUGAAACGAAUAAGUCCCCAAAGGUCAGCUUUGCUGUAACAUCAUCAUCACAGCCCCUCAGCGAAGCUGUGGCUAACAGAUCCUUGCUCAAAUCUGAAGAGAGACAACAUCCAGUGAAGCAUUACAUAAAAGAGGCCAAAAGACUGAAGCAUAAAGCAGAUGCAGAGUCGGAUAAGCUCAGUAAAGCUUUCAACUACCUUGAUGCUGCCAUGUUCUUUGUUGAGAGUGGCAUUGCCAUGGAAAAAGAUCCACAGACGUUGUUGUCUUCCUACACAAUGUUUGCAGAGACUGUGGAACUCCUCAAGUUUGUGCUGAAACUUAAAAACUCAGUGGACCUUUCUGCUCCGCCCCCAGAGAAAGACUUUCUAGUUUUAUGUUUGAAGUGCCAGUCUCUCCUGCAAAUGGCCAUGUUUCGACACAAACACAAAGCUGCACUAAAGUAUUCAAAGACCCUCACUGAACACUUCAGUAGCUCUGCUCAGGCAACACACAAUCCUCAAACAUCUAGAGUGGGAGACAACCUGUCCACCUGCCUGCCAUCUCCAGCCACCACCUCAGGUCUUAGCUCUAACCACAGUGCCAGUGGGUUGGUUGUGGGCAGUACUGUGGCAGUUCCUCAAGCCAUUGAACAAAUGACUUUCACCUAUGUCAACAUCACAUCAUUGUUUUUGAGUGCUCAUGACAUCUGGGAGCAGGCAGAAGAGUUGGCACGUAAAGGCAGCGGUAUGUUGGCAGAGCUGGACACUGUUAUGGGGCCUUUAAACCUGUCUUCAGAUAUGACCUCCAUGGUCCGCUACACAAGACAAGGUGUUUACUGGCUGAGGCUGGACAGCCAAAAGGUAUGACACCGAAGGCCUGUGAACCUUCAAGCUGCCUCUCACUGCCUUAAAUUCACGUUGGUAUGAUUACCCUGAUCACAACCUCAGCUUACCCUCAGGCUUGUGCCAUUUUUGGCAUGGACAUUGACUAAUCUCGUCGACAGUAUCGAUGCGGAUGCAUGCUCUAAUGGCUAGAUUUUGGAUUCCCCAUCAAGAAGACAACACACACUGAUGCUCUUGUUCUUUCUGUCGCCUUGUUUUCCUGGCACUUUAAAAACAUGGACGUAUGCUGAAAACCACACCUUCAGAUGAUGUCAGAAAAUACUUACAAAUUGGGGCUUAGUGGCAUUUGAAUGGAAGCACAUCGGAUAUUUUUGAAAAUGGACUUUGGUCCUACUUGGCUGAUAAACACAGUUGUGGUGGAAGUACUCACAAAGGUGUUACUUUUUUAUGCUGAUUAUACCAACUUUUGUUAUUGAUGUCAGGAAACGCAGCAGUUAAAUGAUAUUUAGUCUCAACUUUUCCUGGUUAAUUUUAUUUCAUAUCUGUUUCAUUCUGAAAGUUAAACUUAGGCUUUUGUAUUUUUAAUUUUUUUUUUUUCUGCUAAAGACCAUGAAGUGUGUUGCAGAAGUGCCAGAUGGUUACAUUAAAUUGGCAUUUAAUUUAUUCAUUUUAAAUUCUCCAUAUUGGAAUCUGUUUUCUGUUGUUUCAAAUUGGCUUUGUCAGAUUGACAGCACUGUGGUUGUACAGAGACACAGUGCAGGUGCAAUAAGAAGGCUAAAUGAUAAGCACAUGCAUUAAUCACAAUCAGAUGAAUGAAGGUAUGUUGGGGUACAACUAACAUACGAACAAAGGUGAGAGGCAGAGUUGGAAAAACCUUUAUUUCAGAGGGGCUGUAUCUGCACAGGCAUUUUCAGAAGCCGUUGUGUAUCAGGUGCAAGUGUAGUCUUGUUGAUUUCAAGUUCUAAACAUUUCAUUUUGUGUCCUACCUUUCUGCUCCUGUGAGGAAUGCUGUUUUUGUGUGAAUGAUGACUGGGAAGUACCUGACUCACUGGUGAAUCAUGGUUAAUGGUUUUUUGGAAUAAUGGUGAAGCUGUGGUACGGGGUGAUCUGGCUGCAGUACCGUUUAAUUGUAGUGCCUAGUUUGUUAGACCAAAGCAGACUUCAUUUUAUUCCUGUCAUCAAGUCAAAGAAGAUUGCACUUUUGGCCUCCUACUUGUGGAAACUAUAGCGUUCAAGUGUCAAAUAAAAGCAACGCACAUGUUGAGUUUCUAGUCCCUGUGAUCAUUCCUGCUGUCCAUGCUGGCUGUGAAAAGGUACACAAUUCACAGUGCUCUUCUUGUGUAACCAAAUUCUUGCUUGUGUCUCUACAGACAUACUGUAGUUGCACAUGGUUGGCACAGACAACCAGGUAAAAUAUCUUGCAACCUGAUCUCAUCUCAAUUUGUGCAUUUAUGAGGUGCAGCUGGCCAAACAUGGUACAUCCUCAGGACAAAGGAAGCACAGUGCUACUGUUAUACCACUGCUAAUGCCUGAAGCUUUUGUUGAGCUUGCUUAAAAGAACAGGAAGGUAGAGUCAGGUGACCUGGCUGAAAUCAGCCAUUACAAGCCAAUAUGGUCAGAUUCAGUGGACACGUCACUGCUUUUAACUUGUAUUUUUCCUUAUAUGCUCUUGAUGCAGAUCAAAUGUAAACACAGGUCACUGGAUCUGCUUCCAGAGAUUCAGCUGAACAGAAAAAGGGAAUUUUGAACAAAAAGAUCAGAUUGAGUUCAGCUUACAAAAGCAUUUUUAUGCAAAAUGAGGACUGUGGAUUUUGUCCCCUAACACUUUCAUUUUUAUUGCUUCAUGAACAGAAGGAAACAUUUCAAUAUCCAGUGAUCAUUUCCAUGCAUGCAAAAUGUGAACCUGGCCUUUAACCAAAGGCGUGUCUUCAAGUCCUUGUGUAAACAAAAGAAAAAGGUCUUUCUUUGGCUGUGAUGGUGGAUGUAGUGGUUCACUUUGAGCCUGUUUGUCAGUCUGUGUUGCCUUUAAACUAGAUUGUUGUAGUCAUUAACAAAGAAGAUGCUAUUUAAUGUUUCCUUCAGUUUUUGCACCAGUAAGCUUGAUCUGUGUUCCCACACUUUGGUUGGCAAACUUUAACUUAAUCAGUGGGAAACUAUGGCUUACUAAUGAGAGUUUUGAGCAUUUUGUACUUAAUUUCAGCGCAUUAUUGUGCAGAAGGGCUGUUUCCAAGACCAACGUGACUGUGUUAGUCGUUAUUGUUUACUCCAAGUUUGGCUCACAGCAAUACAGUUUGGGUUGGUAACAUUGGUUACACAAGUUUUAUUUGGGGGGGGGGAUACAGAAAUGAUCAGUGAGUAAUUAUUGAAGCAGAAAAAGAAACUUUGGUUUAGACUAGUGCCAUAUGUGCCACUGGGUUUUGGAAGUUUCACUUUUUAAAUUGGUCGUUUCGGUGUAGUUACAAGAUUUAAAUAAGGGCUGAAAAACGAUCAAAGUAUUCUGAAUUUUAUUUUCUCAUAAAUAAAAUUAUUAUUCUUUGUAAGUAAGAACCACUGGUGCCAUGGAAUGUGGGAUUACAUUUUAUGUACAGAUCCUCAGCAGUUUCUUACCUUGGAUGCCUCCAUGAAUGGAAACUGCAAAAUUUGUCAUUCAGGAUUUAUAAACUGUGCAACUUUAUCAGUUUUCUGAAUUCCUGGGUUCUUGUACUUUCUCAUCUGUGGCUUUAUUCUCAUUAUCUUUGGUUGUUGGUGCUUCAUUUAUGAGUUGCUCCGCAACAGAUUUGUCUAAAUAAUUAUUUACUGGAAACAUGUCUAAAAAGGGUUUUUGAAGGAUGUUUGUGUUUCAUUUUGUAAAAUAUGUUUAAAAAAAAUAAAUUUUUUGUGUUGCAGUGUACAGACAUGAAUAA